Messenger RNA from Bipolaris sorokiniana ND90Pr, 2139 nucleotides. RefSeq lists its product as uncharacterized. Gene Ontology annotation, biological process: mRNA splicing, via spliceosome. The record is from RefSeq and is a predicted model, not a curated record. The transcript is spliced from 2 exons. Gene Ontology annotation, molecular function: RNA lariat debranching enzyme activity. Bases 91 to 1767 code for a protein of 558 amino acids. Lineage: Eukaryota; Fungi; Ascomycota; Dothideomycetes; Pleosporales; Pleosporaceae. Gene Ontology annotation, cellular component: nucleus.
GACUGCUUGCGCGUAUGUACUGCACAAGCAAUCAGUUAGUAGCAUUUCGGCCGCAGGCUCACUGAAAUCCGCUGCUUUGAGACACCAAGAAUGGCAAUGCCUGAAUUAAUCGAACAGCAUGGGCUGCGCAUAGCAGUAGAGGGUUGCGGUCACGGAGUGCUGCAUGAGAUCUAUGCAUCAGUCGCGAAAUCAUGCGAGAUCAAAGGUUGGCCUGAUGUGGAUCUUCUGAUCAUCGGUGGAGACUUUCAGGCUGUUCGAAAUGCCUCAGACCUCAAGGCAGUAUCAAUGCCUUCGAAAUACUACGCCAUGCACGACUUCCACGAGUACUACUCAGGUGCACGCCUCGCCCCAUAUCUCACCAUAUUCAUUGGCGGUAAUCACGAAGCGAGCAAUUACAUGUGGGAGCUUUCCUAUGGCGGGUGGGCUGCACCGAAGAUAUACUACAUGGGCGCAGCAAAUGUGAUACGACUGGGUCCGCUGCGUAUCGCUGGUCUGUCUGGCAUCUGGAAAGGUUACAACUUCAAGAAGCCGCACUACGAACGCCUGCCUUAUAACAGCGACGACGUGAAGAGUAUAUAUCAUGUUCGAGAGCUUGAAGUGCGCAAGCUUCUCCAAAUACGAACGCAAGUUGAUAUCGGACUAAGCCACGACUGGCCACGGGGCAUGGAAUGGAAGGGUAACUUCCGACAGCUUUUCAAAUGGAAGCCUGACUUUGAACAAGAGGCAAAAGAUGGUACCUUGGGGAGUGUCGCUGCCAAAACAGUUUUGGAACGCCUACGGCCACCUCACUGGUUUAGUGCUCACAUGCAUGCCAAGUUUCCUGCUGUAUGGAAGCACGUGGACAUUUCGAACAGUAUAGAGCAAAGUAACCAUACAGAAGGUGCGCCCGCAGCAGCAGUGAACGCAAGUGAGAUUGAUCUCGACAUGGCAGACGACGCGGAUGUGUCAGCACCAAAGAAUGACGCCGAAAUCGACCUUGGCAUGGAUGAAGACGAAGCUCCCGCCGCACCCGUAGUGGAUAACAAGGAGAAAAGUAAGCCUACGACGACUGAAAGCGAGUCCGAGAUAUCCCAGGACAUUCGAAGCUUGUUGCCAGAAUCUUUUUCCCGUCCGAAACUCGAGCCUGCACCGACGUUACCCUUCCCCGAAGAGAUCACGAACAAGACAACCAAAUUUCUUGCACUGGACAAGUGUUUGCCUAAACGGAACUUUUUACAGUUGUUGGAGAUUGAGCCACAUGAGCCUGCCGAGCUACAACGUCCGUUGGAAUUGCAAUACGACAAGGAAUGGCUGGCCAUCACCCGCGUGUUUGCUGAUCAUGUGCAGGUUGGAGACCCACAUUUCCAAGUACCUCGAGACAAAGGAGAUGCUUUCUACCGACCACUUAUAGAGAAGGAAAUGGAGUGGGUCGAGGAGAAUAUAGUCAAGGCCAACAAGAUGAUGGUGCCGGAAGACUUUGCGCAAACGGCGCCUACAUAUGAUGCAGCAUUGGGCAUUCAUGUGCAAGAGCAACCGAGUGAGUACAGCAACCCGCACACACAAAGAUUUUGCGAUCUAGUGCAGAUACCAAACGUGUUUCAUGCGUCGGAUGAAGAGCGGGCACAGUUAGCAUCAUGCGGACCAAGACCGGAACAACAGCGGGCGAACCGAGGGGGAGGUAGAGGUGGGGGCAGAGGCGGCUGGGGAAAGAGAGGCAGUGGACGCGGCCAAGGGCAUGGAGGGCGUGGACGCGGCGGAAGAGGCGGACGUGGUCGGGGAGGGUGGUGAUGAAUGGCCAAGUGCCAAACAGAAGACAGGUUAAUGCGUCUCCGCGUGAUGGGAGAUUGGGCUGCUCUGCGUCGCAGAACAAGACGAGGGCUGAGCUGGCAGCGCAUGAGGAGGUUGGUAUUUUGCCAGGCCUUGUAUAGCUUUGUGGAGACUUGUAUCUCGUGGUCAGUGUGGGCAGCGCAGGCAUAUGCAGUCCCCGCAUUAGCGAUUUUAGCGACAAGAGUCGCAGGCAGGCACAGGGGAGCACAUGCUCAUGAUGAUGAUGUACAUUGAUAGUUCUAUUGAAUGCCCCAGAGACUAGCUGGAAGCAGAGUACAUUCACGGACGGAUGGGGCUAGCAUAGGGUACUCGGCGUCGUGAGAUGCAAACCUU